AUGUUGAAAAAAGGAAAUGAGUCACUCAAAAACAGUUUACAGAGGGAAGUGAGACAAGUUCAAAGAGAUCUCUCAUAUCGAUGGCCAAACAAUACUGUGCCGUAUUUUGUUGGAAAUGUGACAAGUAACAUCAAAAAGUCAGUGAGAAUGGCGAUUGAGGAGCUCCAUGCCUGGACAUGUAUCCGAUUCCAGAAUGUAAAUGAACGUUCUUCAAACGGCGACUCGGUACGAAUUGUCGACCUCGGAUCGUGUUCUUCACCUAUUGGCCGUCAACAAAUUGGAAUUCAAGAUGUAUCUUUGACUAAGAAUUGUUGGGGAAUGGGAACAGCAAUUCACGAAUUGAUGCAUGCUAUUGGAAUUGAACAUACUCAAUCGAGGAGUGAUAGAAACAGAUAUCUUGAUAUUCUCGCUCAAAACAUUGAUCAACGAGAUCUCCCUAAUUUCGAACUACUCUCACCUCGUCUUUGGGCGAAUUUAGUACCGUACGAUUAUGGAAGUGUAAUGCAUUAUUCUGCUGACUCAUUUUCGAAUAAAGAUGAUGAACAAACAAUGCUUCCAAAAGACAGAACUUUUAUUGAGACAAUGGGAAGCAUGAUUCCAAAUUUCUAUGAUUUCGAUCAGAUUAAUCAAUAUUAUUCAUGCUAUGACUCUUGCCGUAACUCGGGUGGUCAGGUUGCGAAUUGCGCGAACGGAGGGAUACCGAAUCCAAAUAAUUGUCAAAUUUGUAACUGCCCGAUGGGAUAUGGUGGAGAUCUUUGCGAUCAGAGGCCAGAAGGAUGUGGUUCAACACUUUUCGCAACUGAUAGAUGGCAAAAACAGAAACUAACUGUCAGAUUUAGUAAAAACGAUGAUCAAUACUUCACAUUUUGCAACUCGUGGAUUGUUGGUCCAACUGGUCGAACAAUUCAAGUAAUUUACGAGAUAACGUCAGAAUCAACUAGACGGGAAAUCUGUUCAUUCGGAUGUUAUGAAGGAGGAAUUGAAGUGAAACAUCUGGAAGAUCCUAGGAUAACUAACGAUCGAGACUGCUGCCUGAACACACCACUCAAUAUCACGACAACAGUAAAUCCUCUACCAGUGAUUCUUUAUACUUCCGGAGCAACUGUCACCUAUGAUUUCUCAUAUCGAUACAUGUAA
Messenger RNA from Caenorhabditis remanei, 1137 nucleotides. RefSeq lists its product as uncharacterized. Gene Ontology annotation, biological process: proteolysis; molting cycle, collagen and cuticulin-based cuticle. The coding region runs from base 1 to 1137 and encodes 378 amino acids. The transcript has 8 exons. Lineage: Eukaryota; Metazoa; Nematoda; Chromadorea; Rhabditida; Rhabditidae. The record is from RefSeq and is a predicted model, not a curated record. Gene Ontology annotation, molecular function: zinc ion binding; metalloendopeptidase activity.